AGAAAAAGUGAAAAAUGAAUUAUAAAUAGCAACACAAAAAAAAUAAAGUUCUCAAUAUUGUGUUGUCUCUCUAUCCAUUUCUUCAUCCAAUUUUCUCGUACUCUUUCUUUCUCUCUAAAACUGGGGUUGGUUUGAUUUUUUCAAGAUAGCAUUGAUAGUUGGUCUAAAUGGUGGUUCCGUUCAGCGUUUUAGAUAAGACAACGACAGAAGAAGAAAAAACAUCGUCGUUGUUAGAGGGUGAAGAUGAGGAUGAUCAGUGUUCAUCUUCAACAACAUCGUCCAUCGGGAAGGACAGCGAUGCGUUCGAAUGCGAGGACAUAGACAAUGAGGAAAAUGAGGCUCAGAGUGCGUAUAAAUAUGAUGAGCCUUUGAAUAUGAUGAACGCACUCCAACAGCUUUUGCCCACCAGGAGGGGCAUCUCAAAGUUUUAUGAUGGUAAGUCCAAGUCCUUCAUGAGUUUAGCAGAUGCUGCUUCUUUUCCGUCCGUCAAAGACAUUGCAAAACCAGAGAAUGCUUACACAAGGAGGCGUAGAAAUUUGAUGGCCUUUAAUCAUGUUUGGGAUAAGAAUAGAAAUUUCCUGUUAAGAAGCAACAGUGGUGGAAUUUCUAAGAGAACAAUAAGCUUGAAUCGCAGCGCGAUGGCUCUAGCAUUUGCCACGAAUUAUGACAGCAGCAGUAGUUGUACGAGCGAGGAAUCAACUUCAAGCUCAAAUUCAUGGACUUCUCCACCACUUCCACGAAAUCAAGUGUAAGUUCUUCUGUUCAAAAGAAUUUCUCAGCCUAACAAUCGUUCUACUCCGCCAAUUUCCAACAGUGUUAGUAUAAUUGGAAUGAAAUGAAAUCUUUCCUGGGAAAUGAAGCAGCUCAUCUAUCAGUACCUAAGUGAGUGGGUAAUUGCAUAAGAAACCAGUGAUAAGAUCAUAAAUCUUUUAUUUUAGGGUAACGGUCAUAGUAUAUGGCAAGCAUUGUAAGCACUAACUCAAUAAAUAAACAUUACUAAUUCUUAA
Trifolium pratense (red clover) is the source of this 1007-nucleotide messenger RNA. RefSeq lists its product as uncharacterized. The coding region runs from base 168 to 752 and encodes 194 amino acids. The transcript is spliced from 2 exons. NCBI's taxonomy places the organism in Eukaryota, Viridiplantae, Streptophyta, Magnoliopsida, Fabales, Fabaceae. The record is from RefSeq and is a predicted model, not a curated record.